GGAGGCUCCGCCGCCGCUGCUCUCGAGGCCGCUACCGCCACCGUCGCCGCGUAGAGCCGGAGCAGGAGCCACGGCCGAGAGGAGGGAGGAGGAGGAGGAGGAGGUGGAGGAGGUGCCGGACCGGGGGGAUUGUCAGUAUUUAAACAGACCACAUCAUGCGUGAGUACAAGCUAGUGGUCCUUGGUUCAGGAGGCGUGGGGAAGUCUGCUCUGACAGUUCAAUUUGUUCAGGGAAUUUUUGUUGAAAAAUAUGACCCAACGAUAGAAGAUUCCUACAGAAAGCAAGUUGAAGUAGACUGCCAACAGUGUAUGCUGGAAAUCCUGGAUACAGCGGGGACGGAGCAGUUUACAGCAAUGAGGGAUUUGUAUAUGAAGAACGGCCAAGGGUUUGCACUAGUAUAUUCUAUUACUGCUCAGUCCACGUUUAAUGACUUACAAGACCUGAGGGAACAGAUUUUACGAGUUAAGGACACAGAAGAUGUUCCAAUGAUUUUGGUUGGCAAUAAAUGUGACCUGGAAGAUGAGCGAGUAGUUGGCAAAGAACAGGGUCAGAAUUUAGCAAGACAGUGGUGUAACUGUGCCUUUUUAGAAUCUUCUGCAAAGUCAAAGAUCAACGUUAAUGAGAUAUUUUAUGACCUGGUCAGACAGAUAAAUAGAAAAACACCAGUGGAAAAGAAGAAGCCUAAAAAGAAAUCGUGUCUGCUGCUCUAGACCCACAGUAAGCAGCAGCUCUGAGCCAGAUUACAGGAAUGAAGAACUGUUGCCUAAUUGGAAAGUGCCAGCAUUCCAGACUUCAAAAAAUAAAUCUGAAGAGGCUUCUCCUGUUUUAUAUAUUAUGUGAAGAAUUUAGAUCUUAUAUUGGUUUGCACAAGUUCCCUGGAGAAAAGAAUUGCUCUGUGUAUAUCUCUUGGAAAAUAAGACAAUAGUAUUUCUCCUUUGCAAUAGCAGUUAUAACAGAUGUGAAAAUAAAUAUACUUGACUCUAAUAUGAUUAUACAAAAGAGCAUGGAUGCAUUUCAAAUGUUAGAUAUUGCUACUAUAAUCAAAUGAUUUCAUAUUGACCUUUUUAUCAUGUUUCCUCCCUGUCAAGCACUAAAAAGUUGAACCAUUAUACUUUAUAUCUGUAAUGGUAUAGAUUAUGAAAAUUUCCCCUCAAACUCAUUGCAGCAGAUAACUUUUUUGAGUCAUUGACUUCAUUUUAUAUUUAAAAAAUUAUGAAAUAUCAUUCUGUCAUUAUAUUCUAAUUAAAAUUGUUUGUGCAUAAUGCUUUGGAAAAAAUGGGUCUUUUAUAGGGAAAAAACUGGGAUACUGAUUUCUAUGGCUUUCAAAGCUAAAAUAUAUAAUAUACUAAACCAACUCUAAUAUUGCUUCUUGUGUUUUACUGUCAGAUUAAAUUACAGCUUUUAUGGAUGAUUAAAUUUUAGUACAUUUUCA
This is a messenger RNA of Dama dama (fallow deer), 1432 nucleotides long. RefSeq names its product RAP1A, member of RAS oncogene family (gene RAP1A). Gene Ontology annotation, cellular component: plasma membrane. Gene Ontology annotation, biological process: Rap protein signal transduction; cellular response to cAMP; negative regulation of synaptic vesicle exocytosis. The record is from RefSeq and is a predicted model, not a curated record. The transcript has 8 exons. Bases 156 to 710 code for a protein of 184 amino acids. Lineage: Eukaryota; Metazoa; Chordata; Mammalia; Artiodactyla; Cervidae. Gene Ontology annotation, molecular function: GTPase activity; GTP binding; GDP binding.